Knipowitschia caucasica is the source of this 330-nucleotide messenger RNA. The record is from the annotation of a GenBank genome assembly. Lineage: Eukaryota; Metazoa; Chordata; Actinopteri; Gobiiformes; Gobiidae.
AUGUCCUUUGCAUCCAGACACAUUAAAAGCCACAGAGGUUCUCCCUGGUCCCCAGAGGAGGAGGAACGCCCUCCUCCUCUCCGGGGGGAGGAGGAGAGCUACUCCCAGGUACCAGAGAAGAAGGAGAGCUUCUCCCAGGGCUCGGGGCACCACGCUGGGCCCCGGGGCCUCUCGGUGUGUCCUCUAAGUCCUUCCACACUGUCUCCUGAUGUGAGUAACCUCCAGUGCAGCUGCAAACUUCUCCUUCACUGCAGCGUGGCACCCUCCUCCCCGCCACGCCGCCUUCUGUCUGCACGCGCUCAGAACGGCUCUGCACUCAUGAAUAAAUAA